Molecule: messenger RNA, 5121 nt
Organism: Pseudophryne corroboree (corroboree frog)
Lineage: Eukaryota; Metazoa; Chordata; Amphibia; Anura; Myobatrachidae
Product: zinc finger protein OZF-like
Exons: 5
Coding region: 534-2186 (550 amino acids)
Biological process (GO): regulation of transcription by RNA polymerase II
Cellular component (GO): nucleus
Molecular function (GO): RNA polymerase II cis-regulatory region sequence-specific DNA binding; DNA-binding transcription factor activity, RNA polymerase II-specific
Source: RefSeq, a predicted model, not a curated record
CUGCCCUGUGUGCCCCCUGCUAUUCCCUUCCCACCCUCACUCCUGUGUUCCCUGGUAUCAGCCCCCCGACCCUGUGCCCCCUGUUAUCCCCUCUUCCCACCCUUGUGCUCCCCUACCUCCCUUGUGCCCCCACCCCUGUGCCCUGUUUUCCCCUCCCACCCCUGUGCCCCCCCAUUGUCCCCUCACCUCCCACCCCUGUGCCCCCCGUUGUCCCCUCACCUUCCACCCCUGUGCCCCCUGUUGUCCCCUCCUGCUGCGUUGUCCCCUCUCAACCCUGUGCCCCCUGUUGUCCCCUCCCCAACCAAUCCCUGUUGUCUUCUCCCCUCCCACCCCUGUGCUCCCUGUUACCCCCUCCCCUCCCACCUCUGUGCUCCCUGUUACCCCCUCCCCUCCCACCCCUGUGCUCCCUGUUACCCCCUCCAACUCCUGUCUACCUUUUUAUCCUCGCCCUAAUGUCUGUAUAAUGCCUGCUUUCUUCUGCAUUCACCCCUCCUACCCCUGUGCCUCCUAUUAUCCUCUAUUUACUUUUUUUUAUGUCUCACCCAUUACACAGUUACACUGUAGUGAAGAAGACAUCUGGUGAGUGUGAGACACCCAGCAACCAUCCCCGUGUGUCAGGAGGACUGGGCCUCAUCCCGGUGCCUCCACCUCACUCACUGAUACAUGGGAGGCACAAUGACCAGAAGAUCCUGGAACUCACCAACAAGAUCAUUCAGCUGCUGACUGGAGAGGAGGGGGAGUAUAUAGAGGAACACAGGAGUCUGUACAAGGACGUGAUGAUGGAGAAUCACCGGCCCCUCACAUCACUGGAUGGACCCAGUAACAGAGAUACCCCAGAGAGAUGUCCCCGUCCUCUGUAUUCCCAGGAUUGUACAGAAGAGAAUCACAGGAUCCCACAAGAGCAUCAGGGUGAAGAUGUGACUAAUAAAAAAGUAGACGACUUAAAGAGAACAGAGACAUAUGCAAGGGGAGACCAGCAGUAUAAGAAGCAAGAAAUCCCUACAGAUAUCAGCACAGCAGGUGGACACAAAAGGAGGCAUACAAUGACGGGUUAUGUCGUUUUGUCUCAAGAUUUUAAAAUAGAAGAUAAAAACACUGUGCGAAACACUGCGGGAGAACACCCCUUCACCCUAAAUGCACAUCCAGUAUUUCAAAGUGCAGCUAUUUCAUCUGAUCCUUCAAUUCAAAGGGAAUCUCCUCCUAAUCACUCGGACAUUGUUACACACAGAACAAGUCUUACCGAUGAUACAGUUUUCCUCUGUUCUGAGUGUGGGAAAUGUUUUGCACAGAAAUCGGGUCUUGUUAAACAUCAAAGAAGCCACACCGGUGAGAGGCCGUUUCCAUGCACUGUGUGUGGGAAAUGUUUUACAGACAAAUCACAUCUUGUUAGACAUCAGAGAACUCACUCAGGUGAGAAACCAUUUCCAUGUUCUGAGUGUGGGAAAUGUUUUACAUAUAAAUCAGAUCUGGGUAGACAUCAGAAAACUCACUCAGGUGAGAAACCAUUUCCAUGUCUUUUGUGUGGGAAAUGUUUUACAUAUAAAUCAGAUCUGGUUAGACAUCAGAGAACACACACAGGUAAGAAACCUUUCCCAUGCUAUGAGUGUGAGAAAUAUUUUACAGACAAAUCAUCUCUUUUUAGACAUCAAAAGAGUCACACAAGUGUAAGACCAUUUGCGUGCUCUGUGUGUGGGAAAUGUUUUAGACACAAAUCAGCUCUUGUGGAACAUCAAAAAGACCACACAGGUGUGAAACUAUUUCCAUACACUGAGACUGGGAAAUGUUUUAUAUACAAGUCAGCUCUUUUUGAACAUCAGAUAGGUCACACAGGUGAGACGCCAUUUCCAUGUUCAGAGAGCGGGAAAUGUUUUGCCCCGAAACCUGCUUUUGUUGAGCAUCAGAGAACUCACACAGGGGAGAAACUGUUUUCAUGCUCCGAGUGUGGGAAAUAUUUCACAAAGAAGUCAUCUCUUCUUGCACACCAGAGAAGUCACACAGGUGAGAAACCAUUUUCAUGUUCUGGAUGUGGGAAAUGUUUUACACGGAAAUCACAUCUUGUUAUACAUGAGAGAAGUCACACAGGUGAGAAGCCGUUUCCAUGUUCCGAGUGUGGGAAAUGUUUUACACGGAAAUCACAUCUGGUUAACCAUCAGAAAAUUCACACAAGAGAAAAGCAAUUUGUAUGAGGUGAUAUCCAGAAACAUGCUGCAUUAAUAUUCUAUAUAUAGUAAAUAUAAAUAUAGCAAAAGUAAUUUAUUUUAUUAAUGUAAAUGUUCAAACAGACAUAUAUACAUUUUCACACUGUAAAGAGUAACACCUGGGCCAUAACUAGGGGUGGUGGUGUUGUCGCCUGGAGAAAAGGCCCCUGGUGCAGCACCGUCACUGCCCGUGGACCCUGCAUUUGGAUAUUGCAGAGCUGCCUAGAGCAUCCUUUGGUUACUCCUGGCACCCAACCUAUACUGCCACCUGGAGCAUCCUGAGGAAGCUUUGGGCAGUGCUUUACUUUCCUAUGCUGGUGGCCACGUCUCCUCCCGGUCACGUCAUGAGGUCAUGUAUUUUGGUUUCGUUGCCAACACAGGAAGCAGUGCCACCCUGCUCUGGCACUGAAUAAUGCCACUGGAUGGCAAAGCUCCAGUUACAUAUUAAUUACUAUGAACAGACCUAGGGCCUAAUUCAGAGUUGAUCGGAGCAGCAAAUUUGGUAGCAGUUGGGCAAAACCGUGUGCAGUGCAGGGGGUACAGAUAUAACAUGUGCAGAGAGAGUUAGAUUUGGGUGGGGUGUGUUCAAACUGAAAUCUAAAUUGCAGUGUAAACAUAAAGCAGCCAGUAUUUACCCUGCACAGAAACAAAAUAACCCACCCAAAUCUAACUCUCUGCACAUGUUAUAUCUGCCACACCUGCAGUGCACAUGGUUUUGCCCAACUGCUUACAAAGUUGCUGCUGCGAUCAACUCUGAAUUACCCCCAUAGUUGGAGUGGAUAAUUAUGAUUACUUAUAAUCAUAGUCCAUUGUGCUUUACAGUUGUGCAAUUGAGAACUCCAUUACAGGGUGUCAACAGAGAGGUAAGAGGGCCCUGUUUGCCAGCUUGCAAUUUGAUGGGGGCGAUUCAAUUAGCCGUGAAGAGGUUUAGAACCGGGAUUAAAUGGCCAGAGCUAUUUAAUUACUGCUCACUGUAAGCACUUAAUGCAGAGUUUUGCUCGCACCCUCCUGAAGUGUGAGCCGUUAUCCAUGUUAAGUACUGCUUCCGGGGCUAGUCACAGGUGAUAAUUAUAUAGCUCCAGACCCUGGAACUAUGGCUUAUCAUGUUUUAGCCACCCACUUACCACAGCAGGUAAUUGAAUUGCUCCAGACACAAUUCCCACAGCUACUUGAAUCGCCCCCUAAGACUGUAACAUCUCUCAUGUGCAGAACAUAUUACACUUUACUUAUGUCAAUCGAUAUCUGCAUCGCUCUCUAAAAUAAUAGCAGAGAACAUUGUUAUAAGGGUCCUAAGUAUUAUAUCAUCCUAGCAAUAGGCUACAGAUAUAGGGACUUGUGGGGUUGAUCUUGUUAUGCUCCUAAACAGCUGGUGGGACAUGCUCCAAUUUUAUACCAAGAGUGAAGAGUGGAACAUGGGCCAGGUUGAUGCCAGUAGGCGUGGCUUCACAGUGUAGUAAAUGCUGAAGUUGCUGUACAUUGUUUGCACAACAUAGUACACCAAUGGUGUGUCAGAAGCCUAAUACAGUCUCUGUCUGGGCCAUGUUAUCAAUGAGCAAGUCACAAUUACCGUUUAAAGUAAUAUGAAUUCUGGUGCAAAUACAGCUUUAUAGUAACUGUAUCAAUGGUCAAGAUGCAGUCGGCCAAUCAGAAACAUCUGGCGAUCAUCGGCAGCAGUGCAGGGGUGGAGCACCCACAGGUAGUACACCUUUAGGUUGGUGCACAUGUGUCAUUGCUAGGAUACCUUUGGGUUGGUGCACAUGUGUCUUCGCUAGUACACCUUUUGGUUGGUGCACAUAUGUCUUUGCUAAUAUACAUUUAGGUUGGUGCACAUGUGUCAUUGCUAGGAUACCUUUGGGUUGGUGCACAUGUGUCUUCGCUAGUACACCUUUGGGUUGGUGCACAUGUGUCUGCUAAUAUACUUUUAGGCUGGUGCACAUGUGUCUGCGCUAUAUGGGUCACAUUGGCUUGAACAUGCCAUUACUAUAGCCCACAAAUACUGGCACUUCCAUCACCCGUUCCCUCUCAAGGAGUUGUAAGCGCAAAUUCGGCUAAGGCUACAUAGAUGUUUUGGGUGUGCAUGUUCAAUGCAAAAAAACAACUAUUUACACCAAAAACAUACAUUUACCUGAGCCCCAUAAUGGGGGAUCUGAGACACUAAUACAUUAUGGGUGGUCAUAAUUCCAUAUAUGAGGUGUUUAUAUAACUAGCUCUGUAUUGUGUUACUGCCUCACUUGGGGAGGUCACCUACAAACCUGCAUAUGUAAUUAUGUGAUGCUCUGCGGCUAUCUCCGCAGAAACAACAAUUUAUGCAGGUAUAUGCGUGGCUUGGCGCGUGGUGGUACACCUGCAGGGUUGAGAUGUUUAAAUGAGGUUCAAAGGUUGGAAAGUACAUCUUUCUGGGUAUCUUUCCUGUUUUACAAGGGAGUGGUCCUGCAUUCUCAAUCUACAAGACAGAGAAGCACAUUCGUAGGGACGUGAAACCCAUAGUAAAUAUAGUCCUUGUGCCCCUCACCUAUGAUUUAAGACAUAAUGAGAGUUGAAUGAGCAGUAUUAUAGGACCCAGUGACUCACUGACUGCCUGUUUUCUUAAGAAUGCCCCCAAAACAGCUGCUUGCACUUUGUUGCUGACCUUUGUGUUUCGGUUGACGUGAUGUUAGAUUAUAUGUAAGUCCUAUAGCUGCAGCACUUUCUAUGCAAGAUGCCGUACAAUGCUGGCUUAUGUUUUAUAAGGACUGAUGUAUUGUGUAUUGUAAUCUCCAUAGUGGCUAAUAGAAUGUGUGUUAGGUUCAUUUUCUUCUAUAGUUUUUUUUCCUUUAUAAAGUGAAUAAGUUGAUGAAAUAAUAUUAUACUUAUAUGGACAUGACUUGUGAUUCUGUGGCCUGCAUAACAAUAUGGAAAUAAAAUGUAUAAUUACCAAGCAAAU